GUUAACGCUUCUCCUAUAGAUGCGUGCAGUUCGGACAGUAGCAGCUUCCUUUGUGGUUUUCCCUUUGCAUUUCCAGGUCUCAGCAUAGCUGACUGCGAACGAGGUCAUCACAGCCGUGUGUUUUUUCCCCUAAAAGUCGGAGCUGGUCGGUUUCGAUCCCAAGUGCGUGCAGCGGAGCUCGCGCAGCAGCCCCGGUGGAUUCGCUCUAUCGCACAGCUCUGCCGGCGUGCAGCUUGCACCGCCACGAAAACAUUUGCGGAGCAUCAUAGGAAGAGUAACCGCAAUGCUCAAUGAGGAAUAAUUGGGUGGGUCUAACCAGCAGGGGGGUUGAAAGUAUACGUGUGCGAUACUAAUGACUGGAGCACGCCUCUGCGGUCCGACUUCGUGAUUAAACAGCCACGAAACAUAAAUGUCAGUUUCAGUCUACUAUGUUGAUUAUGUUUUGCAUGGAGAAUAAGAUAAGGAGGCUUACUCUGAUCCGUAUUGACAGUUAAAUCGCGCAGAGUGUACGUUCAGGACAGGUCUUCUAUUUACGUUUGAAGUUCCUGCUUCAGAGGGGGUGCAAACUGUGUACUGACACACAUUGUGAUGUAAUGGACCACACAAGGAGAGGAGGUCUAGCCUAAGGUUGUCAGUUCUUUUCCACUGUUUGCAGAGUUCCCAUCUUCAUAUCUUCAUCCUGACCUUCACCAAGAAAAAGUUCCCGGAAUCCAUGGGCUUGUGUGCUGCGACAUGACAGAAUAUAAGCUUGUAGUAGUUGGUGCUGGAGGUGUAGGCAAAAGUGCCUUAACAAUACAGCUAAUUCAGAACCACUUUGUGGACGAAUAUGACCCAACAAUAGAGGAUUCCUAUAGAAAGCAAGUUGUAAUUGAUGGUGAGACAUGUCUCCUGGAUAUUCUGGACACUGCAGGACAGGAAGAGUACAGCGCAAUGAGGGACCAGUAUAUGAGGACAGGGGAGGGCUUCCUGUGUGUCUUUGCUAUAAAUAAUACAAAAUCAUUUGAAGAUAUUCAUCAUUACAGAGAACAAAUAAAAAGAGUUAAGGAUUCAGAAGAUGUCCCUAUGGUUCUAGUAGGAAACAAAAGUGAUUUACCAUCUAGAACAGUAGACACCAAGCAAGCUCAGGACUUAGCAAGAAAUUAUGGGAUUCCAUUUAUCGAAACUUCAGCAAAAACAAGGCAGGGUGUUGAUGACGCAUUCUAUACAUUAGUACGUGAAAUACGAAAACAUAAGGAAAAGAUGAGCAAAGAUGGUAAAAAGAAGAAAAAGAAGCCAAAGCCAAAUUGUAUAAUAAUAUGAAAUAAACUGUAUUUUGAAAAUUGUGUGGCAUGUUUGAGUGAGAGUGGAGCCAUUUUUGUACAUUACACUAAAUUAUUAACAUUUUCCUUCUCAAUUCAGAACAAAUCUGGCAUCGUACUUUUAGUUGAAUGGCUGUUUUUCAAUGUAAGUGCAAGUUUUUUUGUCCUCAAGUGCCAGUAUUCCUUUUGCAUUAUCCCUCAGACUAGCAAUGCCUGUGAAUAAGUUGUAAAUGUUUUGUUUAUUGGUUCUUCAGGCUUUGCUGCAUGUACUGGUAUUGGAUGUUGUUCAUCUGCUAACAUUUUGCCAAGUGUUUUAAACAGAGCAGCACUCAUUACAGAACCUGAGAACUGCAUUUGACUUUCCCUUAUGUUGCUACCACAGUUUCGUGUGUAAUAUUGUCUGCCACAUGACAACAAGUUCAGUGGCAGAAAACACAUUUUUUUUUUACAUAUUUUCAGGAACAGUAGGUGUGCUAUAUGUACAUUGGUCACGCUGUUACAGUGCCUGCCAGGGUGGUUAAUUAAGCCUAAUUUGGAAUGCUGAUUAACUGAAAACGUAAUUUGCAUAUUUGUAUGCCUGAUUUGUAACUUUGAAUGCAAGCUAUAUAGCUGUUAAUUGUCAUAAGCAUUCUGCCAAAAUUAUCACUUUAAUGCUCUGACAUAAGAGGUGGCUUGCAACUAACUACAUUGAACCUGUUGUGCAUGCAUAUUAUAUGGAGGCUUUGUACUCUCUGUGACACAAGUGGUAAGUUAUUGGGCAUCACAUGUGUAGUUUAGAUGCAUGAAGCCAUCCCUCCCCCAUAUUUGUUACAUUGUAAUGUAACUAUAUUCGUAUAUAUUCCAUAACAAAACAAAUAAUGUACAUGUUUGGUGUGGCUCUCCUCCCCAGGUUCAUUGUAAAUGUUUGUAUUGACAGUGUACAUGCAGUAUUAUUUGCCAUUUUUAAAACAGUCAAAAAUGCUGUUCAUUACACUUUAAAAAUUAAGAUAAUUACAAAAAAGAAAUUCCAAACUUGGCUUAGUUUGUUUCUGACAGGCAACCUGUUUGUAUUAUCUAACCAAGGUCACAGAUAACGACCACUACAUGUUAAUGUUAUUAAGCAAAAGUAAACUAUGAAAUCUGUUUUGUUUAAGCCAAGGGUAAGUAAAAAAUGUCUUAUCCUUAAAGGAAGAAUGUAUGUCACUUUAAUCGAAAGAGUGCAUUUUGAUGUAAUAAUUUUUACAGGCAUUUUCAGCACUGAUUUUUUUCCCCCUGAAGCUUUUAAAUAGCCUAAUUUGAUUUAAGGAAUAUUGGAAAAUGACCAUUAAAAUGGCAAACUGAAGUUCUUAAUUUUUAAGUAAAAUAUACUUCUAUUUUUAGCUAUACAUACAGAAUACACACAUAUAUUUUGUAUACCAGUAUGCAUCUAGCUUUAAAAUAUUUAAAAUAACAUUUGUUAUAAUGAUUCACUUACCCAGUACUGAUGGAUAUGCAAGGUUACGAGUACAGUGUGCUUGAUUAAAAAAAAAAAUUAAAAAAAAAAAAAGAGAGAGAGAGAGAGAGAGAGAGAAUGCACAUUGUAAAAUUCCAAGUUUGAGUCUCAGCUAGGUAUUGUGUUUAUUUUGUAAUCUUGGUCAGGUCCGUUUUCUUCAGUCUUCCCAGCUAUAGUGUGCGUUGUGCGAGUACUGUGUACUCCUGUAGUCAUUCUCUGUAAAGGUAAAAUGGAAACACUGUGCAGGACACGGCCUAGUAGUUCUAAAGGAAUUAACUAGAUUCAGGUGAUAUUAAGGAGCAAUUUUCACCUACUAAAACAGGCAGAUUUGGUAGUUUGCAGUGAAGGGUAUGUCAGGUUAAAACAAACAAUGUAGAACACUAAUGCCAACAUUAAAAACCAUUUGUAUGGUACGGAAUGUAAAAAUGCAUUUUGUCAGUGAAUGAAAUGUAAAAGAAAGUUAAAAGGUCCUAAAAUCUUGGAAAUAUGUUGUGCAAUAUUUCAGAAGUCAUUUGACUCAGCAUUGCAACAUUGCCAUAAAAAAUCACUGCCACCAGAACAACUCUUACAGUGCUACAGCUUUGUAGUUUGAGUAGAAAUUGUUUAUUGCAGAAUAAUCCCAAAUGUACAUUGCACUAAUGCAACAUCCAUUCCCAUUAAUAUUUUGACUUUCUAAACAAAUGCAAACCAAAUGGCAGCUUUAACCUUUGUCUUCCAAGCAUCUGAAGCAGGAACAGGCCUGCAUCAGCAUCAGAUAUCACCUAAUAUCAUCCACAGUCAGGUGCCCACUAGUCCACCUCAAGUAAUAAAGGACUUUGAAAAUACUUCCCAGGGGUAUCCAACUGGUUGCAUUUUCAUGCAAAAUAAAUUAGUCCUACAACUGACAUAGCUGUGUUAUCAUACAGAGAAUCAGGCCCGUUGUAAACAACAGCUUUAGUGUGGCCUCUGUAGCUUACUUACAUUUACUGUUCUCUGAACUUUCAAGCAGAACCCUUACUCCCAUUGUUUCUUAGGGUGAAGGCCCAAGUUAUGUUGUUAAUCCCCGAAUAUUAAAUGUUUAAAUAUGGCAAGUUCAGUGUGUUAAUUUUUUUUUUCAGUUUCUCAACUUGCUGUCUUCUUGAACAUUUCACAUUUUUUUUCAUUUUUGAUCUGGAACAAAAUAGAGAUUUUUCAGUUAUAUUUUAUGACUGAUAGUGGGAAAUGUUGCGUUUUUUGUAUGAUCAGGGUUCAUUUUGGUUCCUUUCACUUCUUUAAAGAUUUGGCCUCCUAAGGAACUGUUUGUUAAUAAACGCUGGAAUAAUUUAUUGCAUAAAGUGAGUUGAAGAGAAGUUACUACUCUUCAUUUCUCGUCUUUGUUUAUGGGUCAUAAUUCCCUUCACUGAGCAAUCGUUCACCUUCCUUUCUUCUUUUCCAUGUCUACAAAGAAGUGCAACCAAGAAAGUAUGAUUAAAGAAAAAUGUCACAAUUAACCCUAAAACCCCUGUUGCCAACACGUAUUAAGUAGAACUAUGUUUUAUUUAGCUCUUUCGCUUUGAAAUGUAAGCAUGCUCGGUUAAUGACAUGAAUGAUUGGAGAAAAUGGAUCAUGUGAUGUGUCAAAGGCUGUAAUUUAAAUCAACAUCAGUUCAGUGUUAUUUAGUAUGAAGAAGUCUUGUGAAUAGAUGAAGGUGCUAAGUAAAACAUAGUUCCAUUUGAUACCUGGGUUGGCAAAGGGUAUUUUUGGAUAAUCUUGACAUGUUAAGUUCAAUUGGUAGAACCGGAGAUACAACUUCUUUGCUUGCCAUUAGUAAAUGAUUAAGGAAAAGAAUAGUCGUCUUUGUAUCCUGUUUAUUCAGAUUGCAUGAACAAUGGGGUUGUUUGUUUUAAGACAUCAGCAGCCCAUUUUAUGAAAUCCUGGUUGGUGCAUUCUUUGUGUUGUGGGAACUACAUUCAGAUACUGGAGUAGCAACAGUUAUUCCAGAACAACUCAAGGAGGCUACAGAUUAAUUUGGAAGUAAGUGAAUUUUGUAAUUGUUAAUUACAGUGCAGUUUAGUAUUUGAGAACAGGCUUUGUGAAUGUAAAAAGGAGCCAUGGCAGUCCCUGAUUGCACCAAUUCUUCUCUGCCACUUCUCUCUCUGUCUGCAUACCUUACUUUGAUCUCUCUCUCUCUCUCAGUCCUGUCACCUGUUACACAGUCCCAUACCAGUGUCCUCGUUCAACAUUUUUAACUACUCAUACCUCCCUAAAAGAUUCUAAUGCAUGGUGCAUACUUUUUGUGCACCCUUUUCUACUUCGUCUAAUCUUACUUUGAGGAGGCUUUUCCACUAUUGAAUUAUUUGAGCACAUCCUUCUUGUUUUUCACAUCAUUUCUUGAUGACUUGAGUUCCGUUGUCUGGCACCUUUAGCACACACAUAACUUUAUCCCUUCUCCCUGAUUAAGGCUUGCGUGUACCCACUGUUCCUUUUAUCUGGUUCUGCAGUUCAGAUCUGCCCUAGAUGUGUGUCACUGGAAAGUUUUCUAUUCCAUUGCCUAAAAUAAUAUAGAUAAAUGAAGUAUUGCCUACAGACAUCAGAUCAGAGGUAGGAAUAUAACAGGAGAUGCGUUUCUGUUUUGUCCCAGUGCACAGUAAUGAUGACUCUUGAAACUGCCAGGGUCCAAGUCUAAAGACAUGCAAGGUCUUCAUCUCCAACCAGCAGCUAGCACUGAUGAGCAGGGGCCAUUGCAGCGGCCUGAUUGAAGGGUUUAUCUAGUACCCCCGAGCAAGAGCUGGAAAUGCUUAAAGUAAGAAACCCCAAAUCCCAGGCCUAACUGCAAGCCUGGGUCUACAAAUGAGAUGUACAUGCAGCCAUGGUAGUUUCAAGUACUCUACAAGUGGAAUAUAUGUCCCUUUAGUGAGAGGUGGGCAUCUUACUUAUCAUUCAUGAGCAGCCAUGACCACAGAUGGAUCUAGAGAUGGGCAUCUCCUCAUUGUACAUGCAGGGACAUCCUAAUACUCCCCAUGUAUGUUGGAAAUAGUUCAUCACAUCCCCUUGGUAAGUUCCUAGGUCUCAAAUCAGGCCCAGUUGAUUGACUUCUUUUUCUUUCCUAUAAGCAGAAGAUUGCUGAUCAGCAAAGGAUGAGAUAUUCCUUAUAGGCUGUUCUGCAUCCUGUCUUACACCCACUGUCUGUCCCUUUUCUCACUCUGCAGUUUAAAAAUUUCUUCACCAUUUGGUACAAAAUGGCUGAGCAGAUGCAGCUUAGUGUUAUCUCACAACUCAGCUUGAUGCCAGCACAAGGACUAGCAGAGGAAUUUUACCAGAGUGCUUUCCCCAAACAUUACCCUUCACAGACUGACACUGAGAUGUAUAUGUGGCCCAGACACCCCCCCCCCAAUCUGGUAAGGCUUCAGUUUUAGCUUGUAUAUGCUCACCAAAGGUACCUUUUUGGACCCCAUCUGACUACUCAGCUGUGGCUGAAUCAGAGAGAGCAUUUUCUUGGGUAUGUCUUUUGAGAUCACCCAUUUUUCGGUGAAAUGCAUGACAAACUUUAGCUUCAUUUAGAAAAAAAGUAUUGAACCAUUUGAGACAUAGUCCAUGCAGAGACAGCAAAGAAUGAGCUUAAAGUUAAAACAGGCAGUUGUUUUUAAAAGAUAUGUAGAAAACUGAUAUAGUAUUCAUAGGCUAUUCACAUUGGUACUUUGAGACCUGUUGCAGCAAUGAGUAAGGGGGCUUACACCCUAUCCCCCAGAUGUUUAAAAGCCAGAGAAAGCUCACCUGACAUUUUCUGUACCAUGACAAUUUACAGGGCAGUGUCUCUUUUAUCAGGCUAAACCUAUUCCAGUAUGCCCUGCCCAUUACAAAGAAAAGAGAAAUGUAUGUGAGGCCCUUACCAGUUUCUCCAUAAUAAUUUGUGUUACAAUACUUAAUGCUGAGAGGUGACCUUUUCCGCCACUCCAGAUUUGGGGCUCCACACCCAAGUCUCUUUUUGAUCAGCUGAGGGUAACAGAGGCCACUGGCCAUCCCACUAAAACAGCAUUCACUUAUCUGUCAUGCUGACUGACCCAUUUUUAACCAUUACUCUAUAUGUAGCUGAUCAUGUGUGUUCUACUGGUGUACUGAGAGUUUGUCUGGAUAUUUAUUUUCAUUAUUUUGCUGUUUCUCUAAAUUUUCCUCAUUUUGUCAGGCUUGGUGUAUUUCAAGUGACAUCACGGUCUGUCCCACACCACACUGCAUCUAGAUUAUGGGCUUAUAUGCAUGGUUGAUGCCUCGGGUUGUUUUUUCUUUACUUCUAGUUCACAACCCUCAUAGUUACAAGUGGAGACAACCUUCCCUUUCCAUAUUAACUAGUUUACUCCUUUUUGGGGGGUUACCUAUCAUAACACAUGGUAUUGUGAUGUAUGGGUGUUAGUCUGUUGCUAGCCUGAGUCAUAUCCCUACACCUUCCAAAUAAUCAGACAGAGGGUAACUAUCACUUUCCUUCAUAUACUGUUAGUCAGGAUGUGCACUGAUAGAAUCUGUUCAUCUGGCAUCUAGGUGAGAGCUGCAAUCUGUGCUGAUGGUCCCUCCCGCAUUGUAUACAGGUUUCUGUUUCUUUAAGAAAAAUUCGAUCUAUUUUUGGAUGCCCAUUGUUCACCCACUGUUAAGUCCUUAAACAGUUUGCAUCCAUCCCUUCACAUAGCUCACCAGCAUUGCAGAAGGAGCACACAGAGGAGAACAAUCAAGCUAGCACAUUCUUAAAAGUGUGUUUUUUUAUCCAACAUGAUUGUAUUGCUGUGCUGACAACUUCCUGAUACUCAUGGCUGUUGAACUAGCAGGCCAUUCAUCAUUUAUAAGGAGUAUGUUUUCUUCAAAGGCACAACUGGGUGCAAAAAAGGGAUUCAUGUCAUCUAGCUGAAUACAAUUUCAGUGAAUCCCAUUCCUGUGAACCAGUUCUUCUGAAAACAAAAGCACUUUGAGCACAUUUAAACUAAAACUUUAUAUGUUAGGGAGCAAAUCCUCUGCACCCUAUUUGGGGGGACACCCCACACCACCUGUUUUAGAUAGACUAACUCUGUGGUCAUACAUCAGCAAGGGGAAAAGGCAAAGUCAGGUUCACUGAAAGAACUGUUUUUGUUUUUUGUUUUUUUUUUGUUUUUUUUUUUUGAGAAUGGGACUGGCUGAAUUUGUCAUUAUCUAGCUGUCAUGUUCCCUAGUAUUCCAUCAAAGAAACUGUCGGUAUAAAAAAAACUCUACAUUCCUCCAUUUCUGACUGAAUGAUUAAGGGAUUUUUGUACAUCCAGAAAAAGCAUAGCAUCUGUUGCCUUUUUAGAAUUUGGCUGGGAUAGCCUACCUUUGCCCUUUAUCAUUACACUAAUACAGUUUUAUGAUUAUAUAUUAAUCAUCUUAAUUUAGAUUCAUAGUGAAAAUUCAUUUGUUAGGUUUCGAUGUAUAAAUAACCCCUCAUGAAACAUUUUGGUGUAUGCAACCUUGAUGGCAUAGUUAGAAGAAUAACACACACAGUGAAGUACGUAGACAACCAGAAGGUCCCAAGUUCCCAUUUACUGAUAACUUUAUUUGUUACAUCAGUGUAUUUCAUGAUUAUUAUACCUCACCCAGUGCUGCAAAUUUAUCAGACAGUUGUAGUAUACUGGGUACGUUCAUGAACUCGAAUAAUAUAUUACAACUAAUAGAUUCCAUCAACCUGUGUUUUAUGAUUUUCACUGUUAAGUAUACUCUGCCUCAUAAGGUGCCAACUUUUGACUUGUUCCUCACUCUGUCGUGUUUACUUGAAAGGUAUUUUAGAUAAUUUUGUAUGGUGUAAUACUGAAAAUUGCACAUGUUGUAUAGUGUGCUUUUCUAUGUAUCAAUUGUAACCAAAUCCUGCUACAUCUUUUUCUUGUAUUGACCUGGGAAUGUCACCCACUCAGCUUAAAAAAAGAUAAAAAGGACCACUGUUAAGGAAAACAUAAGUAACUUUAUAAUGUUUUAUAUGGGUAUGUGGUAUGGAGCCUGAAAGUUUGUCACAGUUUUGUAAUGAACUCUACUACUCCUAUUUAAUGUACAAUAAAACAGAAUAGCUAAAGUGAA
This is a messenger RNA of Protopterus annectens (West African lungfish), 8793 nucleotides long. It is a transcript of the gene KRAS, whose product is annotated as KRAS proto-oncogene, GTPase. The coding region runs from base 733 to 1299 and encodes 188 amino acids. The transcript has 6 exons. Lineage: Eukaryota; Metazoa; Chordata; Ceratodontiformes; Protopteridae. The record is from RefSeq and is a predicted model, not a curated record. Gene Ontology annotation, molecular function: GTPase activity; GTP binding; GDP binding. Gene Ontology annotation, biological process: Ras protein signal transduction. Gene Ontology annotation, cellular component: plasma membrane.